Molecule: messenger RNA, 3297 nt
Organism: Pomacea canaliculata
Lineage: Eukaryota; Metazoa; Mollusca; Gastropoda; Architaenioglossa; Ampullariidae
Product: procollagen galactosyltransferase 1-like
Exons: 14
Coding region: 61-1791 (576 amino acids)
Molecular function (GO): procollagen galactosyltransferase activity
Source: RefSeq, a predicted model, not a curated record
CCAUUCUCGCAGACAAGUACGAUUUCGCAGACGACACGUUCAUCAUAGGGAACAUCUACAAUGGCACAUGUGACGUGUUUAAAAGUAUUGUUUUUUCCAGUUAUUAUUAGUCUUAUUCAGUUUUCCAAAGCAGAAAAUGCUGUGGAGACGGAUGCUUUUCUUAGACCGACCGUAGUGGUUGCUUUUCUUGUUCGUAACAAGGCUCACACGCUGCCUUGGUUUUUAGGUCAUCUCGAGAUGCUAGCGUAUCCAAAGGAUAGAAUCUCUUUGUGGAUACGUAGUGACCAUAACAUUGACAACAGUACAGCUAUUUUGAAAGAAUGGAUUGCAGCUGUAAAACCAUUAUACCAUUCAGUUGAUAUACAAAUUGAUGAGAAGCAAAUGGGUUAUACAGAUGAGAGUUCUCCUUUUGACUGGACAGAAAAACGUUUUUCAAAUGUAAUUACCCUUCGUCAGAAAGCCAUUGAAUACUCCAAACAAAAAUGGGCAGACUAUCUCUUUAUGAUUGAUGCUGAUGUCAUCAUAGAAAACCGUCACACUUUGCAACUGCUACAGCAGCAACAGAAGCUGGCAGUGGGACCAAUGCUGAAUGCUAGUGUGGAGGGCUACUAUUCCAAUUUUUGGGGGGCAAUGAAUGAGAAGGGGUACUAUGAACGGUCAUCAGAUUAUAUCGCAAUAGUGGACAGAAGAAAGAUGGGCUGUUUUUCAGUGCCUAUGGUACAUUCUGCAGUAUUAUUUGAUAUGAGGCGAGCACAGUCCAAGCACUUGUCUUACAGCUCUGUUCCAGAUGGUUAUGAGGGACCAAAAGAUGACAUCAUUAUCUUAGCCCAUAACAUCAAAGUUUCAGGGGAAACGAUGCAUGUUUUGAAUAAUGAGUACUUCGGCAAGGUGAUGAUUCCCCUUGAUACGAAAUAUUCCCUACAAGAUGAUUGGGAUCAGUUUGACCACGUACGCCUGGAAGCAAAUGUGUUUGGGCCACCAUUGCCUGCAUCUCCUCAUAUAUCUUUCAUUCCUAUGAAACCAAAGGAGAAACUGGGUUUUGAUCAGAUCUACAUGAUCAAUCUCGAGCGAAGGAGUGAGAGAAGAGAGCGUAUGAUGAAUGCCUUUGAUAUCUUGGGAAUAGAUGCUGUUCUAAAACCUGCUGUGGAUGGAAAGAAGAUCACUCCUGCAUUCAUUAAACAACUGGGUAUCCAGCAGCUGCCAGGAUAUGCUGAUCCCUACAGUGGGAGGUCUAUGACUAUGGGCGAAAUUGGCUGUUUUCUCAGUCAUUACUAUAUCUGGGAGGAAGUGGUUCAGAAAAACUACAGUCGUGUCCUGCUGUUCGAGGAUGACAUCCGCUUUGAGCCCUAUUUUCUAAAUAAGUUAAAGUUCUUGAUGUAUGACCUUGACAGGCUGCUACCUACAUGGGACCUUGUGUAUCUUGGUCGUAAACGCUUGAGAAAAGGUGAAGAAAAUUUAGUGGAAGGCUCAGAACGACUUGCAUGGCCACAUUAUUCUUACUGGACCCUGAGUUAUGCCAUAAGUAAUACUGGUGCACAGAAGCUUCUUAAUCAGAAGCCAUUGACAAAGCUGGUGCCAGUUGAUGAGUAUCUGCCUAUCAUGUUUGACAGACACCCAGAGGAUUCGUGGAAGCAAGCAUUUUGGCCAAGAAAUUUACUGGCUGUAUCAGCUGAUCCAUUUUUAGUCUAUCCAACUCAUUAUACGGGAGAAUCCAAUUAUAUUUCUGACACAGAAGAUUCAGCAGUCAUUGAAAAUGUUGAAGAUGCAAAAAUGAGACGAGAAGAUUUAUGACAAAAAGCACAUUUUUUUUCAAGAAGUAGGUGUUUCAUUGCAGCUCCUCAGUUCAUACACUGUCAUACUACACUAAUACCAAAGCUGACUGUUCUUUUGCAGUGAUAUAUAUUUUAAUGUUUUAAUUCGCAAAGCUAAGCCUGAUGUGCACAAUAUCUCCCCUGAAAUGGGUACAAGAUAAACACAAAUAAUGUUUCUUACAGAAUUGAUAAUUCUAGUAUUUGAGCAACUAGGCUUGGCAUUUCAUGAUAAAGAAUCUAAUGAUUUCCUCUUUUUACAUUGCUUUAUUAUUUUGAAUGAGCAGAAUCUGAUUUUCUUACGGUGAUUUUAUUAUAACCAUAUUUUGAUUUUCUUUCUUCCUGGUUCAUGACUUUGUUUAAAUGCAACAUUAUUAUUAAAAAUUAUUUGCAUGUUUCUUGUGAUGUAGAAUUCUUAGGUCCUGAAUAAUGUGGUAAGGAUAGAUAAGUAUACCAGUAUUUUUUUUUUAAACUUACCCUGAUCUGGACAAUUAUAUGCGGUGUGGAUUGUGCUUACUUUUUAUUUGUCUGAUUUUUUUUAUCAUUUUAAGAAUUAUUUCAUGUUCUUAUAUUGCCAAAUUUUUAAUUUUUGCGUAGAAAUAACCAUGAACUCUAUUGUUCAACAUACUUAUAUCUACAUAUAUAUAUUACCCCCCAUGUACAAAAAUUAAAAUUAGAUGAGGCAUUUAUAGUUUACAUUUUACAUUUUAAAUGUGUUUGAGACUGGAGGGCCACUGAUUGGUGUACUAGUAUGACAUAAUACAUUGCUUGUGGCGCAUACUUUUUUAUAAUGGAUGGGUUUUGGAGGCUAAAAUUUACAGGUUAGUUUUAUAUCGCCUAUAUCUAUCAAUAUCUGCAAAAAGUGCAAACAAUUCAGGUUGGUCUUUAAAGAGAAAAUAUUCUUGUAAACCUAUUUGCAUUUAUGAUGAUUUUUAUUUGGUUGAUUUUAUUAUAAAACAUCUAUUUUAAGUUGUCUAUGACAUGAACUUUACAUAAAUACUUUGUCUUCAUUUGUAAUUGUAUUAUAUUGUCACAAUAUUUUCUGUGUGAAUGCAUGGUCACUUGUUUGGGGAACCAUGUGAAGUGUGAGAAAAAUGCAUAUACAUGGAUGUUACAUUGAUAGUACAUAAAUAUUAACUGAUGAUUUGCAUAGUGGAGUCAGAUGGUCAGUAGUUUCAGAAGGUUGCAUGUUUGAGACCCACAUAAACACUACACUGGAAAACUGUCCCUGCUCACCCAAUAGCAAAUGUAUCCAGUCUAUGAGGGAAGGUAAAAUGUGGCUGCAUCUGCAGCCCCAGUGUAGUGCUCUAGGUAUGGUGAACUUUAAAGCUAGACAUGGCGUUUAAGGCAAUGCAAUCUACUGAAGUCAGUGUGUAGUGUACAAAUUGCCUUUGGCCUGGAGGUUGACCUAAGCAUUUUAAUUGAGGCACAACAGAUUAAGUUGUUUCAGCUUAAAUUUCAGAACCAAAAUAAAGUUUCCAAUAGCUUC